Morchella sextelata is the source of this 2499-nucleotide messenger RNA. RefSeq lists its product as uncharacterized. Gene Ontology annotation, molecular function: nucleic acid binding. Bases 1 to 2499 code for a protein of 832 amino acids. Gene Ontology annotation, biological process: DNA integration. The transcript has a single exon. Lineage: Eukaryota; Fungi; Ascomycota; Pezizomycetes; Pezizales; Morchellaceae. The record is from RefSeq and is a predicted model, not a curated record.
AUGCCAUUUGGUCUAUGCAAUGCUCCCUCCGCUUUCCAGGCAAUGAUCAAUGAUGUGCUAAAGGAACUACUGGAUGAAGGAGUAGUUGUCUAUAUUGAUGACAUCCUCAUCUACUCGGAGACUGAGAAAGAGCAUGAGCUAUUGGUCAAGAAGGUACUACAGAAGCUUAGGGAAGCUAAGCUCUGUGCCUCGAUCAGUAAGACAUCCUUCCAUGUCCGAGAAGUAGAAUACCUAGGCUAUCACAUCUCGGAAGAAGGAGUAUCUAUGUCAGAAGACAAGGUGGAGGCAGUUAAGGAAUGGCCGGUCCCUGAGAAUAUCAAGGCAGUACAGGCAUUCCUCGGAUUUGCAAACUUCUAUCGCCGCUUUAUUGAAGGCUUCAGUAAAGUUUGCAAACCAUUAACUGACCUCCUGCAAAAAGACAAGAAAUGGUAUUGGACGGCAGUACAUGAGCAGGCCUUUGAAGAACUCAAGAGGCUGUUCACAAGCGCUCCAAUCCUCCUUCAUUUUGACCUUAGUAGGAGAACAGUGGUCGAGACAGAUGCCAGUGAUUUUGCCAAGGGAGCGGUGCUCUCUCAGUAUGGGGAUGAUGGGAAGCUACAUCCGGUGGCAUUCUAUUCUAAGAAGUUCUCCCCUGCUGAGAUCAACUAUGACAUUCAUGAUAAGGAAAUGGGAGCUAUUGUAGCCUCUUUCCGGGAAUGGAAACACAUGCUCAAAUCUUGUGAGCAAGAGAUCACGGUUUUUACAGACCACAAGAACUUGGAGUACUUUAAUUCUACCAAGGUUCUCACUAGGCGGCAAGCUAGAUGGUCUGAAGACCUCGCAGGCUACAAUUUUAAAGUUGUCUACAAACCGGGAGAAAAGAAUGGCAAGACUGAUGUGCUAUCUAGGCGCUGGGAUCACCGCCUUGGAGAGGGAGGUGAAACUCUGCAGCCGGAGCCACAGAUCUUUUUUAGGCCAGGUCAAUUGGUUUUGGAUCCUGUAAAGCUAGCGGCUGUCAGGGUGAAUCAAUUGCAGAAUACAUUCUUAGAGCGCCUAUACACGGCUGCUAAAGAGGAUAGUUUCUGGCAGGAAUUGCACCGCUCCCUGGUUGAAAGGAAACCAAAUUUGGACCAGAACUUGUCGGUCAAGAACGGUCUCAUCUUCUAUAAGAAUAGAUGGUAUAUACCCAAAGACAAGAAGCUUCAGAUGGAAAUACUGUCCGAUACCCAUGACUCUAAGGUGGCGGGUCACUUUGGCCAAUUUAAGACACUUGAGCGGGUGAAAAACAACUUCUUUUGGCCCAACAUGGAUAAGGAUGUUGAGGAAUAUGUCCGGAGCUGUGACAGCUGCCAGAGGAAUAAGACCUCAAGACAUAAGAAGUUUGGUAUGCUCCAACCGUUGGAGAUGCCCUAUCGGCCAUGGACUUCCAUCUCUAUGGACUUCAUUGUGGGAUUACCGGAAUCUAGUGGGUUUACAAAAAUCUGGGUAAUAGUGGACCGCUUUUCGAAGAUGGCACACUACAUCCCUCUUCCUACCCUCAAUAAAACGGAAGAUUUGGCUAAGUUGUUCUUGAAGGAAGUUUGGAGACUCCAUGGUUUACCUGAUGACAUAGUCUCGGACAGAGAUAGCAGGUUCAUUUCUCACUUUUGGCAAUCUCUCAUGAGUCUCCUCAAUGUGAAGCUGAAGAUGUCCACUUCUUUCCACCCUCAAACGGACGGUCAAACAGAAAGAGUUAACCAGACCCUGGAACAUUACUUGCGGAGUUAUUGUUCAUAUCAACAGGAUGACUGGGCAGAACUCUUGCCUUUGGCAGAGUAUGCAUAUAACUCGGCAGUCUCUGAGUCUACCAAAGUAUCGGCUUUUUAUGCCAACUAUGGAUAUGAACCCAGAACCAACUGGCCGGCCCCAAGGGAAGGAGUAGAAUGGAACAAUCCAGCGAGCGAGGUCAUGAUAUCUCAAUGGGAAUCUAUCUGGCAGGCUAUGAAUGCCAGCUUGGGUAAAGCUAGAUUAAGGAUGGCCCGAUGGUAUGAUGUUCAUGCCCUGGCACCGCCUGAAAUCAAGCCCGGAGAUGAAGUGAUAUUGGACCGGCGCAAUGUGCAAACAAAGCGGCCUUUGGGAAAACUGGAUCAGAAGAAGAUGGGACCCUUUAAGGUCUUAGAAGCUAUUGGUACCCAUGCCUACAGGCUCUCUCUUCCCCCCCAAAUGGGAAUCCACCCGGUCUUUCAUGUCUCUCUUCUGGAACCUUACCGAGCACCGGUAGAUCCUGAGAGAAGAGUUCCUGUACCGGAGCCCGAAGAGAUUGAAGGAGAACAGAACUGGGUUGUCCGAGAGGUAGCUGAUAGCCGGGUCAAUAAGAAAAGGAGACGAGUGGAAUACCUAGUGCUGUGGGAAGGUUAUGAAAACGAGGAUGCUACAUGGGAACCUUGGGAGCAUCUCAAGAAGAGUGCUGAAGAAGCCCUUCGGGAUUUCCAUAUGAGGUAUCCUAAGAAACCCAAGGACAAGCGGAUUGUUGGGGUGUAG